AGGAUAUCGGAGCCCCUAUCGCCGUACACGUGCUACGCCUCGAGAAAUUAUCGCAUUUUUUUCGCGCGUAUACGCCCUCUUGCGCUCUCUCUAGUCUCUAGACUCCGAUUAAGAAAAGAAAAAAGAGUAAUAAUAAUCGAUAUCAGAAUCACAAAAAAAAAAAACGCAAACUAAUUCCAGACACGUCGAGUUUCUCUCUGAGCUCUUGGAAAAGUAAUCGAUAUCGACUCCAAAUAAGAUCGAAGGAAUAAUCGAAGAACAGCUUUUUUUGUUCUCGAGGAAGCAGAGAUUUCAGAGAGGAACUCGGAUUUUAAAGAGAGGAGCAAAAAUGAAGGCUAUGGAGACGAUUCAGGAUCUGAUCGAGGAGGCUAAGGUUCGGCUGGUUUGGUGGGGGCUCUGUAUCUUUGCCGUCACUUACUUCUUAUCUCUUUUCUAGCUGCUAAUAAAUUGGAAAAAGCUGCGGAAUUUCAAGUUCUUUAAGAUACAAGUUCUUCAAUGUGGAUAAAUCUACCUAUAUCAAUUCUUUUGGUUUCUGCAUUCCGCAUUUUGUCAAAUGAAGUGGAGUUCAGCUGGAAAUCUUGUCGGUUGACCCGUCCACAAUCUUAUUUGUCUCAUUUGGAGAAGAAACAACUUUCUGUUAAUGAUUCACGACUUUCUUCUGCACCUCUCCCUCAACGGUGGAAAAGAAAAAUUGAUUCUCCAGUUGUGGAGGCUGCAAUCAACGAUCUCAUUGAUAAAAUUUUGAAGGAUUUUGUAAUAGAUUUGUGGUAUUCAGAAAUUACGCCAGACAAGGAGGCACCUGAGUUAAUGCGUGCUGUGAUCAUGGAUGCUAUUGGUGAAAUAUCAGGAAGGGUUAAGGAAAUAAACCUUGUUGACCUGCUAACAAGGGAUAUAAUUGAUUUAAUAGGGGAUCACUUGGAUCUUUUUAGACGAAAUCAAGCUGCAAUAGGUGCUGAUGUAAUGGGAACACUUUCUACUGAUGAGAGAGAUGAAAGGUUGAAGCACCAUCUAUUGGCUUCUAAGGAGCUUCAUCCUGCACUAAUAUCUCCUGAGAAUGAGUUCAAGGUUCUGCAGCGCCUAACUGGUGGACUUUUAGCUGUAGUGCUGAGACCUCGAGAGUCUCAAUGCCCCCUGGUUCGGACUAUUGCUCGAGAGCUUGUGACGUGCUUGAUAUUGCAGCCUGUUAUGGGUCUUGCAAGCCCUUUGUAUAUCAAUGAGAUCAUUGAAUAUGUUUUGCUUGCCACUAAAGAUGGUAACCUAAUGGAGGUAAGCAGUAAUCCAUAUGCCGGAUCCGUACAUAAUGGUGGUUCUUCCUCUGGAAAAUAUUCAUCCUUAAAUAGUGAAAAAACUAACAUUGUUGAUACUGAAAAGAAGUUUCAAGGGACUGACAUGAAUUUGGUUAAAAUCAAUGAUUGUAAAGAAACACUGUUGGAUUGCCACUCAAAUCAGCAAGAGCUUUUGCAGCCACGUCAUGCAGGGUGGGCACGUGUACUAGAGGCUGCAACCCAGAGAAGAACUGAAGUGCUUACGCCUGAAAAUCUUGAAAACAUGUGGUCAAAAGGACGGAAUUAUAAAAAGAAAGAGACCAAAAACCUUCAAUCAGGGGCAAAGGGUUCAGUGACAAAUAACAAAGAGCCUACCAGAAAUUCAGGGAAGGAAAUUUUAACAAAUAGCAUUGCGAUUUCUGCUGGAUCAAAGGAAAAAGCUAUAGUGUGGCAAACACCUCAAUUAAGUCAUGAUGCUUUAUCAAGAGUUGUGAAUAAAGAUGUGAAACAGUUCACUCAGGAUCACAAUGUGGAGUCUUCUAUAGAGAGAGGACAUGCCAGUGAUGAAUCGGAUAGCAAUAGUAAUCCCUCUGUGAAUGAAAAUAAAAGUAGGCAUAAAAGAUCCUAUAGCACUUCUGCUCUGAAAUCCCAGCCUGUUGAAGAAAAGCCAUUUACAGGAGAUGUUAGAGUGUCUGCUAUUUCAGAGUUCAGUAGCGCAGAUUAUGGUAGGCCUAGUGAAAAUCUGGCUGUUAAGAAGGUCUCAGAUGUAGCAAUUAGCAGUGCUGGACCCCGUAUUCCUAAUCCUAAGUUGAAGUGCCGGGUUAUGGGAGCAUAUUUUGAGAAACUCGGGUCCAAAUCUUUUGCAGUUUAUUCGAUUGCAGUGACAGAUGCUGAAAAGAGAACUUGGUUUGUGAAACGAAGCAGAUACAGGAAUUUUGAGAGAUUGCAUCGGCAUCUUAAGGACAUUCCUAAUUACACAUUACAUUUGCCUCCCAAAAGGAUAUUCUCAUCAAGCACAGAGGAUGCCUUUGUUCAUCAACGUUGCAUACAGCUUGAUAAAUAUUUGCAAAACCUUUUAUCUAUAGCUAAUGUUGCCGAACAGCAUGAAGUGUGGGAUUUCCUAAGUGUUUCCUCCAAGAAUUACUCCUUUGGGAAAUCUUCAUCAGUUAUGAGAACUCUGGCAGUCAAUGUGGAUGAUGCUGUGGAUGAUAUUUUGCGCCAAUUUAAAGGGGCUUCAGAUGGCUUAAUGCGCAAAGUUGUUGGUUUGCCUCCCCUCCCUGAUGAAACUGAUUCUUCAAUCUACAGCAGGAAUCUGUCAUGGCAUGCAGGUGAGAUUAAUAAUCCUGUUGCAAGGCAGGACACAUCAGAAACUGUGAACAGCUUUUCUGAUAGUGAAGAGAGUUUCUAUCAAGGAAGUCAGGAAGCAUCCGUUGAGCAAGCUAAUGGUUGGCAUUCAGAUAAUGAAUUAAAUUCCAAGGGCUCUCCACCUCAAGUAAUAAAACAUGAUAAGGAUUCUUUCAGUGCACAGAUGAAACACAGUCCAGAGUCAAAAUCUGAGUGGGUUAAUCAGGGUGGGCUUCAUGCAGUGAAUUCUGCAGCAGCAACUUCCAAUCAUAUGGAGGAUCCUGUUGGAAUGCCACCUGAGUGGACUCCACCAAAUGUAAGUGUACCUCUUCUAAAUCUAGUUGAUAAGGUAUUCCAGCUCAAUAGAAGAGGCUGGCUAAGAAGACAAGUCUUUUGGAUGUCAAAGCAAAUACUACAGUUGAUAAUGGAAGAUGCUAUUGAUGAUUGGCUCUUGAGGCAGAUUCAUUGGCUUCGUAGAGAGGACAUCGUUGCUCAAGGGAUUCGUUGGGUGCAAGAUGUUCUCUGGCCGGAUGGGACAUUCUUUACAAGAAUCGGGGUUAUGCAAGGCGCUAUUCAUGAUGCACAAUUCAAUAUGGUUCCUUUCGAGGUUAGCCAGGUGGGUGGAAGCAAGGCCUCUAAACAAAGUUCUUUUGAAGAGCAGCUUGAGGCUUCUCGUAGAGCAAGUGAUAUAAAAAAGAUACUCUUUGAUGGAGCUCCGGCAGCCUUGGUUAGCUUGAUUGGGAACAAGCAGUACAAACGGUGUGCAAGAGAUAUUUUCUAUUUCACACAGUCUACUAUAUGUGUGAAGCAACUUGCGUAUUCAAUACUUGAACUAUUACUCAUAUCAGUUUUCCCUGAGCUUCGAGAUCUUGUGCUGGAUGUUCAUGGGAAGAUGCAUGUUACGCUUGCUUAGCAAGUACAUGGUGUCGUGAAGCUCAAGUUGUCACAACAGUUCCAAGAAUGGCCAGACGCAUGAAUGGUUUCCAUGGUUUUGCCACCAAAUGGAUUUUCAUUUAUUACCGAAAAAAAUGCUGAUAUGCGGCACAUGUGGCGAUUUUUCACAGCCAGAUUUAGCAGCCCAGCUCAUUUAUUUUAGCUGUACAAAGCUUGGGAUUUAGAGUCUGUACAGUAAUGUAUCUUUCGUGCAUAGCAUGCUUCUUUCUCAACAAUUGCCCCUUGGAAUGGGGAUUUUGUUUAGCAAAAAAGAAAAUGGGGAUUUUGUAAUGGGGUAGGCUGAGAGAUACGAUACAGUGGUUAGUGGUACAACAUUUUUUCAUUCGUUAUCAGGUUGUUUGCAAUUGGAGCUCAAGUUCAUUAAUUUCUUGUGUGUUUCUGAA
Manihot esculenta (cassava) is the source of this 3946-nucleotide messenger RNA. RefSeq lists its product as uncharacterized. The record is from RefSeq and is a predicted model, not a curated record. The coding region runs from base 496 to 3522 and encodes 1008 amino acids. Gene Ontology annotation, molecular function: phosphatidylinositol binding. The transcript is spliced from 16 exons. Lineage: Eukaryota; Viridiplantae; Streptophyta; Magnoliopsida; Malpighiales; Euphorbiaceae.